AUGGAUUCAGACAACUCCAUGAAUCUCUAUCCUCACUCUCCUGGCUUCUUCGACCUGCUACAAAGUCAACAUGAAACCCACAUGCUUGUUGACUCUCCAUAUGAGAGUCAAUGUUCAGGCGCCCCACCUGCAGCUGCAUCCCCAGUUGGUAACUGCAGAGCAAGGCAUACAUGGUUACCAGCAGAUGAUCUGAUGCUUGUCAGGGCUUGGCUGAACACGAGCAAGGAUCCUAUAACUUCAAACGAGCAAAGACGUGGAGCCUUCUGGGGAAGGAUAGCGGAUUAUAUUGCAGAUUGUCCGAAUGCUGUAGGCCGACCAAAGCGAGAGUCCAGUCAUUGUAAGCAGCGGUGGUGUACGAUCAACGACACUGUGUGCAAGUUCGUAGGUUGCUAUGAGGCUGCGAAAAGGGAGAAAACAAGUGGUCAGAAUGAAGAUGACGUUAUGAAGCUAGCAAACCAGAUCUACUUCAAUGAUCACAACAAGAAAUUCGCCUUCGAGCAUGAUUAG
Camelina sativa (false flax) is the source of this 507-nucleotide messenger RNA. NCBI's taxonomy places the organism in Eukaryota, Viridiplantae, Streptophyta, Magnoliopsida, Brassicales, Brassicaceae. The record is from RefSeq and is a predicted model, not a curated record.